Paramormyrops kingsleyae is the source of this 2006-nucleotide messenger RNA. RefSeq names its product essential meiotic structure-specific endonuclease 1 (gene eme1). Gene Ontology annotation, molecular function: DNA binding; crossover junction DNA endonuclease activity. Gene Ontology annotation, biological process: replication fork processing; double-strand break repair; resolution of meiotic recombination intermediates. Lineage: Eukaryota; Metazoa; Chordata; Actinopteri; Osteoglossiformes; Mormyridae. Gene Ontology annotation, cellular component: nucleus; Holliday junction resolvase complex. The record is from RefSeq and is a predicted model, not a curated record.
AGAACAGUCCGUAUUAUCGUACAUUACUGAAAUAAGAGGAUAGAUGCUAGUUUAAAAGACCACGUGGAGAGUAUUAGCGGCACUGCCGAAGAUCCCUGAUCUCUAUCUAUAUAGAGAGUAAGGUCGGUAGGCAGAUAAGUAGUACUGGCUGAACUUUGGACAGAAUCGGCAUGGGAGGCAGCAGACUGGAUGACCAAUCUACCGACUCCAGCGAUACGGAGGACCUACCCAGCUGUGCCUUCCUGAACCUCCGACCUAACCAGUCAGCUCCUUCUCGAGCAAAGCAGACGGAUGUUACUGCUCCGCUGCCCCACGCCUCCUGCCCAGAACCCUACACAGAGGGAUUAGGCAAACCCAGGGAUGUAGUGAUGAUCAGCAGUGAGAGUGAUGAAGAAGAGAUCACCGUUCCCCUUGCUAUAAGACUAAAGCAGCGCUUGGCAGGCUCGACGUCAUCUGUCCCUGCUGUGACACCCCCUCUCCCAGCCUCCGUGUUCCAGGCUGGCAGCUCAGUUCUGCGGCAUCGAGCCAAAGCAGACUCCGGUUCAGUCAGCCAACACCGUGCCCUGCUCCCUCUCCGCUCCGAAGAAUGCGGAAAAGCCCCGGACUUCACACGGGUCGCCGUGGGCUCCUCAGCCUCCGGAUCAUUGGAGGAACCCGGAGCACUGACGGACAUUGGCGGCUCUUCUUCGGCUGGGGGGGCCACCAAGCGCAGUGCGACGGCGAUCAGGGCAUCGAGGGAGGAUGCCCUGAAGAGGAGGGAGGCCCGGGAGAAGAAUCAGGCUGUCCGCAAACUCGAGCUGGAGAGGCAGAGAGCUGAGAAGAAGGCUUUCGCUGAUGCUGUUAAGGCUCUACGGCCAGAAGAGUGUAUCAAACACAUGGUGGUGUGUGUGGAUCCAGCUCUGCUGCAGCUCGAGGGUGGGGGGGCGCUCCUGACAUCACUCCAGGCACUGGGUUGCAGUUGCGCUAUUGAGAGACGGGCCCUUCCCAGAAGCAUCACAUGGGCUAGGAGGGCCCCGGAACCACAGAUUGGCGAGGCGCGGUGUGUCCCAGAAUCCCAUGUGGUGAUUCACGUGCCACUCAGUGAUUUCAUCACAAUGGUCAGCAACUACAGUCAGGAACAGAGAGGUUUUUUUGACAAUAGCCAGACUCUGACUGGAUGGACAAGCAGAGUCCUGGCUCAGAGUUCAGGCCAAAUGCCCAGUCUGGCUGUCAUCGGCAUAGAAGACUACUUCCGGUCACAGAAGGCGCAGAGCCAGAAGAAGUAUCGUGAGGCCGUGCUGGGGAAUGAAGCAGUGGCUGCUCUCGGGAAAGCCAGGAAGCGGAAGGAGGCGGGAGAGAAGCUUCCGGAGAUCUCCCAUGUUGUGCUGGAGGAGGCCCUGGUGGACCUGCAGUUACACACAGGGGUCCAAGUGCACUUCCUGGCAAGCUGGAAGGACUUCUCCGAUUAUAUCGCCAUGUCAACCAAAGCAGUGGCAGAGGCACCGUUUAAACGGGAGCGGGAGCAGACAGGCUUCAGCUUCUGCCUGGAGAGCGAGUGGGCGGGAGGUCAGCGGGUGGACAGGGACGGCAAGGGCCUGCUGCAGGUGUGGAGACGGCAGAUCCAGCAGCUGAAUCGGGUCAGCCCUGACAUAGCCAACGCCAUUCUCGCUGCCUACCCUUCCCCGCAGCUGCUAGCUCAGGCGUACGCCGGGUGCUGCUCCGAGCGUGAGAAACUGUCCCUCCUUUCGGACUUGCUGAUUCGCCGCGGGGAGGGUGUGACCUCUACGACUCGCAGGGUUGGUCCAGAGCUCUCGAAGCGCCUCUUUCUGCUAAUGACAUCAUCAAACCCCCAUCAGACUCUUGACUCCAAGGGCUGAGUGCAGCUGGAUACCUGGGAGGGGAGAAGGGAGCUUCAGAUAUUAUAAAUGUAAAAAACGUGCAGCUGAAUCUGCUGUCUGGCCUUUCAAGUAGCAUUUUUCCUGUUGUUCUGCAUUGAUUUUUUUUAUUAAAGUAUAUUAUUGAAAGUC